Messenger RNA from Dreissena polymorpha, 13513 nucleotides. RefSeq names its product receptor expression-enhancing protein 1-like. Gene Ontology annotation, cellular component: endoplasmic reticulum tubular network; cytoplasmic microtubule; endoplasmic reticulum membrane. The record is from RefSeq and is a predicted model, not a curated record. Gene Ontology annotation, biological process: endoplasmic reticulum tubular network organization. Gene Ontology annotation, molecular function: microtubule binding. The transcript is spliced from 10 exons. NCBI's taxonomy places the organism in Eukaryota, Metazoa, Mollusca, Bivalvia, Myida, Dreissenidae. Bases 588 to 1622 code for a protein of 344 amino acids.
UAUUAAAGGAAAAAUACAGGAAAGGCAGUGAAUAACAUUGACAUUAAAAAUCGUAGGGAGGGAAAGACCCCCUCCCAUACCCAGCGGGGGCCAAACAAACUACUUUGUUACACUGCGGUAACGGGUUCAUUACAUUCACAUUACAUUCAUGACAUGUUACGUUCAUUACAUGUAUGUUGAGGCACGAACGACAACUCUGCUAUGAGAAUGCAAAUAUACCUGAACUGCUUGCGCGACUGAAUAGUAUAGUGUAUUGUAGCCAUUGCAAUAAUAAUGAACCAUAUUAAUUUUGACAGAAAUUGUACUUUCAGUUUCGAUUAGGUUUAUAGUUUCAGUUAUUUAUUUGCAUAUCAAAUAACCGCAUGCAAGUAUUACAAUAAAAUAUAUAGAUAUUAUAUCCCACAUAAUUUCUGUAUGUUAUUUUUAAUAAUGUCAAACAGAUCUGGUGUAUAUAAUCAUUAUGUCAAUAUUUAUAUCACAUGACCAUGACGUCACCAGAUUAAAGAUGUCUACCAUAGGGAUUUAAAAAACGUACAGCUACCUUGUAUAGUUAUAUCGGUCUUGACGACGGCACACAAUCUUUAAAUAUGGUGUCGGCAAUUCUAUCAAGGGUUGUGAUACUGGUCUUUGGGCUGUUGUAUCCAGCAUAUGCUUCAUAUAAGGCUGUGAAGACGAAAAACGUUAGAGAAUAUGUUAAAUGGAUGAUGUACUGGAUAGUAUUUGCGUUGUUUUGUGCAGUUGAAACUUUUGCCGAUGUCUUUCUAUCAUGGUUGCCUUUCUACUAUGAAGUCAAGAUAAUAUUUGUUUUCUGGUUGUUGUCACCCAUCACACGUGGUUCCAGUUUUAUAUACAGGAAAUUCAUCCAUCCUCAGUUAAACAAACAUGAAAAGGAGAUUGAUGAAGCGAUUGCUCAAGCGAGGACGAAGGGAUACCGGACCCUGAUGACUCUCGGCCACAAGGGGCUCACGUAUGCACACGAAGUGGUUGUCAGCACAGCCAUUAAGGGUCAGAGCACACUUAUAGAGCAGAUGAAGAAAAGUUUCAGCACGAAUGAUCUCCGAGUCCAUGAGAGUCGACCGCCUACAGAUGAUACAGAUGGUUUACCCUACAUAGACGAUAGUGAUGAAGACUUUGGUUUAAAACCCGAACAACCAGAGAUACAAACUCAAAUUUCCCCCAAAAUAGUAAAGCCAGUUACGAAAGGACUACCUAUGAAACCACCCAUGAAACCUUCAAAGUCAGCCAAACAGACGGAGAACCGGUUACGCUCAGACAACCAGGAAAUCAGUCGCCGGGAGAAACAGGACCGCCAGGAGAAGGCUCUUCAGCGCCGCCCACUGUCACGCUCCAACAGCGAUGCUGCUGACCACCGACCUAGGAAGGCCAGACCUUCAUCAGGUUUGUCACGCCUAGAGGAAGUGGAGCAUGAAAAUUCAAUGGCAACAGAAUCUCGAGGGUCAGACGAGGAAUUUAGUGAGACUUAUACGGAGGAGGUGGUAUACUUCCAGCCACUGCCAAAAAAGAUGGACAAGCAUUAUACACAGAAAGAUGUGAAGUCUGAUCCAUAUGCCACCCUUCCACGAACCCGUUCUCGCCAUCGACCACGUCUAAACCAGCCCUAGACUUGCCACUGGGAAUCUGUGAUACUUUUGUACAACCUACCCAUGUCUUUAAUCUUUUAAUGGAUUUAACUGUUAUUUUGAAUGCAGAAGUCACUGGCAUUAUUUGAUUGUUCACUGGGUAAAUGAAUAGUCUCAUCUUUCCAUGAACCAUAUGAGCUGUGGUCUGUGGGAAAACAGGGCUAAAUGCAUGUUUGUAAAAUGUUGCCUAGAUUAGCCUGUGCAGUCUGCACAGGCUUAUCAGGGACGAUACUUUCCACAUCGACUGGAUUUGUUUUGAGAAGACACUUCCUUAAAACGAAAAUUAUAUACAAGCCGAAAGUGUUGUCUCUGAUUGGCCUGUGUGGACUGCACAGGCUAAUCUUGAGCAACACUUUAUGCACAUGCAUUAAGCCCUAUUAUCACAGAAUGUGGCUCAUACAGAUUUGUGUAUGUUGUUAUUUCUACUUGGCAAGGCAUCCACUUGCUGUCUUGAAGAUAAUGCUUGUCUUAGUUUGAAAUUAAUAGGUAUAAAUGUUUAAAACUGAACAUGUACAUUUAAUAAGUAAAUUAUAAAUAAAAUACAAAUAACUUUCAUGUGAACAACUUAGAUGAGUUGAUGUCCUAAUUUGAUGCAAUACAAAAUAUGUUGUCUUAGUUCAUUUCAUAUAAAUAUUUUGUCUUCAGUUUUGUAAAUGAGCAAAUGACUGUUUUAAAAGAAAGCAUGCAUUCCAUUAAUGUCAAGUAAGACACAAGCAUCUUGUUAACUGUAUAGAUGUAAUGUAUUGUAUGUAUUGUUUAUACAGUAUUGCAUGUGAUUAUUAGUCCCCCACCGGUUUCACAAGAGGGUCUUAUGGUUUGGGCUCUGUGUGUCCGUCAGUCAGUCCGUCAGUCAGUCAGUCUGUCACACUUUUCUGGAUCCUGAGAUAACUUAAAAAGUUCUUAAUAUUUGUUCAUGAAACUUGAAACAUGGAUAGAUGGCAAUAAGGACAUUAUGCACGUCAUUUCAUUUUGUUCCUUUGUCAAAAAUUCUGGUUGCUAUGGCAACAAAUAUUUAAAAAAAUUAAAAAUAUUUCUGACAAUGGUGGAAACGGUAGGGUACUAAUAUUGCUUGACAAUAGUCUUGUUAAUUUAAGAUUUAGAAAAAAAUGCUGUUUGCAAAGCCAUGUAAAAAACAGCAGCUUUAUAACUUAUGUUCAGUUGGCAACUUACAUGUGAACAGUUUUCUACUUUGUGACCUGAUAUUUGUAACAAAAAAUCCAGCAGGAUUUUUUUUGCUCACUUAUUAACACCAACACCUUGAUCAUUUAUAUUGAAACAUUCUCCUUUUAGCAUUUUGAUACUGUUUGAUUUUAAAGGACAUAUUUUGUCAGUUUAAAGAAGGCAUUUUCUAUUUUGUUAAUUGGUCUUUGCUUUCUGGUCAAUUUUAAUUUAUUGUGUUCACUGUUUGUGUGUUUUUCUUUUUACAUCAUUUUCUUGUGUUGUGUUUGUUCACUUAACCCAAAUGUUGACUAAAACGCUUUAAAACCAGUGAUACAGGUUUUUGUGAAAAAAGAAAAUAAGAGAUUAAAUUUUAUUUGGAAAAUAAUUUAAUUCUUAAAACGACUAAUGGUUACAAGUUUGAUAUAAACUUAUGUGCUUUUAGGCUCACAUGUACAUAACAUGCUCAUGACGAGCUUUUGUGAUCGCUUUUUAUCUGUCAGGCGUCGUCCUUCAGUUGUUAUUUUAAUUUACCUUGUUAAUACUCUAUAAGCCUCAUUCAUUGUCUGUAUUUUCUUGAAACUUAAUCAGAACAUGUGUCCCAAUUAUAUCUUAGACGAGCUUGAAAAUGGUUAGUUGAAAAACAUGGCUGCUAGCUCUAGUAAAACCUGGUUAGCACUCUAGAAGUUCAAUGUUAAUGAAACUUGGUGAGAACAUUUAUUCUAAUAAUAGCUCAGCUGAGUUCAAAAAUGAAGUUAUCAGGGGGACAUUUUUCCUGCUAUGGCUUAAGUGAAACCUUGUAAACACUCUAGAAGUCACAUUUGUAAUGCAAUCUAAAUGAAACUAAGUCUGAACACUUUUUCUGAUGACUUCUCUGGUUUGUUAAAGUUGACAUUUUUUCUUAUAUAUAUGUAUAUCUUAAACUUGUUGAUGCUACAUAAGCCACAUUAAAUGGCUAAUCUUUAUGACUCUUUGUUCUGUCAGAACAUUAAAAAACAUGAUGAUAAUGGUCCAGAAGUUCCUUUUUUGGUCCAAGCAUGAUAAAUCAGCUUGCACUUUUUUUCAGAAUACUCUAGUUCCUUUGGGUCUCAGGUGGGCACCUCUGGGCCCAUGGCCCUCUUGUUUGUAAUUAUGAUAAAACGGAACACAAAUAUCCUGUUAUUGGAUUGACAGAAUUAAUAUACCAUAGACUGCACUGUUAAUAAGGCAAUAAGAUUAUGCAUAAAUGUUUAGUUUCACACAUUAUUAUGCAAACAUUGUUUUCGUCUCAUGCUUCAAAAGGCAUAUUCUUAUUUGCUUAACUUUCUGCUCACUUUUACAGUUGUUAUAAAUGCCAGUGACUUGGCACACAAGCACUGGAUGUGAGGGUUCAGCAUUACAAUUGUGUAACUUUGUAAAAUAGAACCCUUUAACCCUUACCCUGUCAGAAGCAAAGUUUAAAUGCUAUUUGGAAACAGCAUAAAGCCAGAACAGCCUGCGAGUAACUUGCAGUCUGUUCAGGUUUUAUGCUGUUUGCUGCUCAUCAGUAUCUAAGGUGUGGAAAUGAACCCUUAAAAACUUUAAUACAGUAAGAAAGGUCUUCAAUUAUAUUUUACAUUCUAAAAAUACGUAUCUAAGUGGUAGAGGGUUAAAAGGCCAAGUUAAAGGAAUCUCAUGAGGUAUUUCAGUCUGUGUACUGGUAUACCAUAAAAUCUUCCAUAUCAGCUGCUUUCACAUGGAAAACAAAGUUUAAUGCACAUGCAUAAAGUGCCGUCCUAGAUUUGCUUGUGCAGUCCACAAAGGCUUAUCAGGGAAAACACUUUCCACCUAAACUGGAUUUUCGCUAAGAUGAGAUUCAUUUAAACCAAAAAUACGGUAAAAAUACCGCGGACUGCACGUGUCUGAAUGCAAUGUUUAAGCUGCAGCAGAAAUUUAAUGUUCAGUUGAUGAUUGCCCCUCAGCGAUAACAUAUUUUGGGGUGGGGGGAAUUCAACUGAUUUAACAAAUAUAUCAAAAUUGUUUCGUACUCAACCCUCUAUAUAAUUCAUGUGGCUGUUUAGUUGUACAUGCAAUCUUUUCAGCAUUUUAAAUGCAAUGCAAAUUGUGUGCCUCAGUGGUAUUUGGUGAACAACAGUUCUCCUGUUAACUUGUUUGACACAAAUAUUUAUUCUGUAGUCCUAUUUAUUGUCAAACACACAUUCACACUACCGGUAGUUAGUUUGGAUUAAUUAUCUUAUUCCUUGUGAGUUCUUUAUUUCAAGCUCUUUUGUUGUAAAAAAACAUGUUUGUUUGAACAUCAGUUUGCCUAUUAAACUAAUGCCACUGAUAAUUUUAUAUUUUGUCAAAGUCUUUCUCAUCGUGCUCUUGUAUUGAUACAUAUGCAAAGCUUGAAAAGUCCAUUUUGAUUACUUCAGAGCUAUGUAUGUUAAAACCUUAUAAUGGGUGUGACCAACGAAUGUAUGCAUAAACCUCCCUGGACAAUCUACAUUCUAUCAACCAACUGGUCAUACAAGUUCAACAUAGUUUGUUAAAUAGAAGGUAAAGGGUACACUUGAAAUGUAAUUUUUGCAAAGAUGAUGGUCAUAAUGUAGUAAUCAUAAACACUUUUAAUAAUACUCAACAUGCCUGAUUGAUUAUAUGGUAUGUACUUGCUCAGCUUUGCUAUUCUUGCUUGUGUAUGUACAGUCUUGUUUGUUGUUGUGUCAUUUGCUCAGCAUUGGAUUAUUAGAUUACAAUCUUCUCACUGGCCCUACCGAAUUGCAUUUACCUUUGCUUAAUGAAAUGUUUUUUUCCGAAGUUCGAUAAAGAUUUUAUAAGCAGUGAAUGAUCUUUAAUUUAAUGGUGUUUCUUCACAUUUAUUUAGUUUUAUAAUGGUCCAAUUGUGUUUUGUUAAUACUUCAUGGACACAAUAUUUAUUUAAACAGCAAAAGUAAAAGUAUUAGUUAGUUUGAAUGAAGGAAUAAAUGUUGAUUUCAAUUUAAAAUUGCGCAGAUUAGUCUCUAGUUUGAAACUAAAAUACUGGUCUCUUGAAAUUCUGUCUUAAAACCUUCUUUUGUCUGAAAAAGUAACAAACACUAUAUUCUUGUCUUGUGGAUAACCAUGAAUUGUUGGUAUUGUUAAAGAUUGAUACAAAUGUUUGUGCUUAUAAACGUUAUUGUGUUUGUUAAAAGUGUAUAACAAGUGUAUGAAUGUUCUGCAUCAUAUUCCUAUGUUACAUAUCAUUGCAGUCUCAUUUUCCUAGCAAUUCAAUGCAUGUUGUUAAAGUUAAAACUUAAAUAUUAUGUUUGAAUAUUUUUAUUUGGUUCCACAUUUCACAUGGUUGAUCCUGGUAAAGUAAAUACUAAUUGUAGACAAUUGAAUACUUAAUAGGCUAUCAACUGGUGAUGAGGCGCUUAUACAUAGCUGUACAUAUUGUUUAUUAUAUGUAAGUUGAACAUGAAUUUUUUAAUACUUAUAAAAAAUACUUCAGUUAUUAGGCAUUCUGAAGUUUUUUUAAGGUCUUUCCACUGAAAAUUAUGCAAUGUUUGUAAUACUGUCCAUUCACCAGCCCUUCACAACUCUGCACCCACGGAAAGCACACCUUAUCAAUAACAAAACUGUGAUAGGUAGCACAAGCUGUCGUAGAAAUUAGAUUGAAGUUGAGCAUUGUGAUGACAUUAUAUUGCACACCUGGGGGUUGUUUCAUUAACUAUCGUAUGACAAUUUUAACAUAUGAGAGAAUUUUGUAAUCAAAAUAAGUAGACGAACUAACUCGCCAUGCUCAUCAAAAGUAUACGUCGUUAGAGAUGCCAUUAAAAAUAAAUAAAGUAAUGAAAAUGUAUAAUCAUAUGAUAUGCAAUUAUGCAUCUUUGAAAAAUGUAUCGUAUCGUAAAUGUGUACUAUGAUGUUUAUUGAAAUGGUCCCCAGGUUAGUAAUCCGCUUCCCUAAUGUCACAGUAUUUAAAACUACAUCCUUGCCUUGAAUGAAGGUCAUGCUUGGUCAUUGAUAAACAGGGUCAAGGUCAUGACAUGGAAUAAUUGGGUUUUAAAUGAAGUUUUGGAGACAUUGAAUAGCUGGUGUAAACAGUAGAGUUGUUAACUUAUAUUGAGGGUAUGUGUAUUUGCUCAUGGUUUUGUCAUUUUUUGUAGUGAUUUAGUUUGGUUCAUGUAGUUAAUGGUGUCAGAUAAAUAACAUAUACAGUAACAUAUUGUGAAAUACCCUUCUUUUGUUAUAACAUAUAUACAUUUUACUGAAAGUGGAACUGGUUUGAAAUCAUUGAAAUGUGAAAAAAGUCAAUGCAUAAUAUCCUGUUUAGAUACAGUAUUUUGAUGCUGGGUAAAAUUCUAGUGCUCAAAAGUGUGUGUUUUGUUUUUGAUGUUGUAUUAUAAAAAAAUAUUUAUUAUGUGAACAAGACCAUACUAUAACAUAGUAUUUGUUAUAACAAGAACAGGUAUGGUUAUUCAAGUUGGGAACCUGUGUGAUUGUUUUAUUUAAGUUUUAAAUAUAUUUUUAGUUUUAUUUGAAGAAAGCUAUUCUGUUUGUUGUUUCUUUUUCAACAGCUACAGUUUUACAAUUAAUACUGUUAUGUAGUUAUGAUUAUGAAUUGUACACAGGACAUUUUUUGCUACGAAAUAAUAAUAAAUAAAUGCUGCAGUUAUUAAUCCAUACCCAAUAUUUUCAUCUGUAAAUAUGUUCCUGUCAGUAUGCAUUAUUAAAAAUAAAUCUUCCUAUAUCAAGCAAUAAUAUUUUCGAUUACUUCAGUAUUUCAGUUUAUAGUUACCUUUUGUGGAACCAUUUAUAUUUUAGUUUAAAUUCUGAAUAGGGUUCAGCCUUCAACUGAUAUAAUCAGUUUACUUCAGUUAAAUUUUUGCCUAAUUAUAAAGAGUAUAUCUUAAGAUGUUUACGAAAGUUUGUAUCUGAUUCCAUUCUUUUAAUAAAUGCUGAUGGAUUUAUAUUUCUAUUUUCGAAUAAAUCUGUUCAGGUUUUAUGCUGUUUGCUGCUUAUCAGUAUCUUAGGGUUUGGAAUGAAGCUUUUACAACUUGAAUCUUGUAAAAAAAUGUCUUUAAUUAAAUUUAACUUUCUAAGGGACUAGAAAUGCGAAAAAAUACAUAUAUAGGUGAUAAAGGGUUAAAAUAAAUGACUGUACUGAAAUAUGCCAAAUCAUGGUGAGGAAUUUAAACAGAAAGUACAAUAAAGAAUCGAAACAAUUUUAAAUACUGAGUAUACUGUAUCAGGUCUUUUGAAAUAUUGAAAGUGAUCGUCAACCAUAUUCUUUUUUCAAGUGACAGGAUCAUGUUCAGAAACUGUAAAGUUUAUUUCUAAUUUGUUGGUUUCAUUUGUUUGAACAAUUUAGAAACUGUUUGAUAAUGUUUGUUUUUGGAUGUAUUUAAAAAACAAGCACUGCUGAUAAGUUGUAAUUUUUUAGUUUUAUUCUGAACUAUUUAUGACGAUUUCUUAUGUAUAUAAACUCUUUAUUUGGUGAUGGUAUGUCUUUUUUUAUUACAACUCGCAUAACUUGCCCAUUAAAAAUUUCCAUAUAUUUAACGCGUGACAAUGUCCAAUAUUGCAUUGACUUGCUAAUGUCAAUCCACUGUUAUAACUAAUUCUAUCCAGCAAUAAAUAUUUGUUAAUCCAUUUGCAUUUACCUUAAGCAAUAUUUUUUUAAUUCAUGUAAAUCAUGCUGACCAGAAAUAUGAUCAGAAUGACUGGUCGUAAGAUAUGCAUUAUGUUUUAUGCCCCUGGUAGGGUGGCAUAUAGCAGUCACACUGUCUGUCCGUCUGUCCAUCCGGCAUUCUGUUUUCUGGAGAUUUUUUUACUCAUUUAAGAUUUGUUAUUUGGUAUGUGAGUCUACCUACAUGACCUACAGAUGAAGUGUAAAAUUCGUUCCGGUCCGUUGAUUUUUGUCAAAGAUAAGGGCCUUUGACUGAUGUAAAUUUUUGCCAAGGUAAGUAAAAAGCUUUAAAGGGGGAUACAAAAAAUAUCAUUGGCAGGUACAAGGUCAUUUUGACAAGGGAAGUAAUAUUUGUUCAAGGUAUAUAAUCCAAGGUAGGAACUUCUAAAAAUAGGAAGUAAAAGGCAUGGAGAUUUUAGACAAAAGUGGAUAUGGAAAUUAUCUCUAUAAUAACUGUUUUCCGGAUGUUUUUUAUGCAACACUUUCAGAUAUUGAGCUGAUAUUUGGUAUGUGAGUCUACCAACAUGAACAUGACCCUCAGAUGAAAUGUGAUUUUCAUUCCGGUCCAUUGAUUUUUGGUGAAGUAAUGGGUGUUUAACAUAUAAAUUUUCUCCAUUAUGACCGUUUUCAGGAUUUUUUUACACAACCCUUCAGAUAUUGAGAUCAAUUUUGGUAUGGAAAUUACCCUACAUGAAUUAUAGAUGAAGUGUGAGUUUCGUUCCUGUCAAUUGAUUUUUGGCGAAGUUAUGGCCUUGGAAUGUUUUCUGGAGUUUUUUUUAGCAAACGCUGUCAGAUAAAAAGCUGAUGAGUCUACCUUCAUGACUUGCUGAUGAAGUGUUAGUUUUGUUAUGCUCCAUUGAAUUUUUGCCAAGUUAUUGGCAUUGGAAUGUGAAUUUUUUUCUUUCUUAAAUUACAAUUUUCUGGAGUUUUUUACGCAACCCUUUCAGAUAUUUAGGUGCUUUUUGUUAUGUGAGUCUACCUACAUGACUUACAGUUUAAGAUUGAGUUUUGUUCCGGUCCAUUGAUUUUUGACAUACCUAUGGGCCUUGGACUUAGGAAUUAAUAGUGGGGGACAUAUUGUUUUUGCCCUGUUUGUUUGUUUGUUUGUGUGUUUAUUUGUUUGCGCCAACUUUAACAAAUGCAAUAACUUUUGCAAUAUUGAAGAUAGCAACUUGAUAUUUUGGUAUGCAUGUGUAUCUCAUGGAGCUGCACAUUUUGAGUUGUGAAAGGUCAAGGUCAUCCUUCAAGGUCAAAGGUCAAAUAUUUAGCUUCAAAGCGACGCAAAAGGGGACAUAGUGUUUCUGACAAACACAUAUCUUGUUUUAAAUAUACUUCCAGAUUUUUUGCCAAAACACUUAGGUACAGACCAAGGCAUGCAACUUUUUCAAAUAUCAAUUGACCAUACGUUCAUCAUGUUUUCAAUUGGGAUAUAGCUGCUGUGUGGCAUCAAAGGGCAGUAGGGGGCAUUUGUUGAUCAAACGCAGCUUUUGCUAUUCCUGAUGUAAACCAAUGCAAUCAUGCCGAACAAUGAAUUGAUCAAAUGCUAUCUUUUAAACAUGAAAAGUCUCAAAAUUACUGAAAACUUCAAGCCAAGUAUUAAACAGUAUGAAAGGCAUAAUCUUACAUUUUGUAAUGAUUUUUUAACAAUGCAAUGGUAUGUUUGUUUGUAUGGUAAAAUAUGUAAAUUUUUACAUUGUAUCAAUACUAGCUUUUGAAGCAGGUUGUGAAAUUUAUUAGCUGUACUUAUGAUAGACACUAUUUCAAUUGACAUAGAAACAAAAGCACAUCGAUGUGAAUGCAUUAAAACAUGUGUUUUUGGCACAAUCACUGUCGUUGAUGUGUGGAGCAUUAUAUUAAAUGAAUGUAUUUCUUUUUCUUAUUCCAAAUGCAAAGAUUUCAAAAUUAUGCAAGAAACAUCUGUAUUGAAUGUGUUAACUUCUCAUUAAAUAGUUAAUUUGUUAAUUAUGUAAAAAGAGCUAUAUGUUUGUUGAAAUAUUUGCAAUGCCUGAUUCUUUGAUGCCUGCAAAGUUAUAACUGUUUGAAUGGAUCUCAAAAUGACGACAGUUUUAAUGGAAGAGGCAUUGUCUCAUAAUCACAAAUUAUUCUGAAUCUCUUUUUAUGCCCCCUUUUGAAGAAAAGGGGGUAUAUAGUUUUCGCACUGUCCGUGAGUCUGUCAGUCAGUCUGUCAGUCAGUCUGUCUGUCAGUCUGUCACACUUUUCGUGUCCGCUCUCUAAUUCAAAUAGUUUUCAUCCGAUCUUUAUGAAACUUGGUCAGAAGUUGUAUCGAGACAAUAUCUUGGUCAAGUUCGAAUAUGGGUCGUGCCGGGUCAAAAACUAGGUCACGCGGUCGAAAAAACAAAUCAAAGGGAAGUAAUUAGCUUUAAAUGGACAUAAUUAUAUGACCUGCCAAAUUAUAUAUUUUUGUUAAAUAAAUCAAAGCUGCACAGUAGGCGGCAUUGUGUUUCUGACAAACACAUCGUAGUAAAAGAUCAAGGUCAUCCUUCAAGGUCUAGGGUCAAAAAUACAAAUCCAAGGGAAGUAAUAAGCUUUAAAGGGAGAUAAUUAUUCAAUAUUGAACAUAGCAACUUGAUAUUUGGCAUGCAUGUGUAUCUCAUGGAGCUGCACAUUUUGAGUGGUGAAUCUACAGUCACGGUUGUGGCUUUUAAUUAUUUGCUACUAAAAAUAGAGAUUUGUUAGAGACAAUUAAUUUCAAGGGAAGUAAUUUAUAUGAUUAUAAAUCUCAGCUUAUAUAUUUCCUUAUCAAGAAUUGAAGUUCUUUUCACAGUUACUGUACAUAUUUUUUAUUUUGAUUAUUUAUAACUCAAAUGAUUGAUUUGUCAAAGGUUUUUUUUUUAAUUAUAUAAUUAUCAUUUCUUUCCUGUACUAAUUUGUGGAUGGUAGGGUUCAUUACAUACCUGUGGACAUGGAUACAUGAUGAACUCUGGCUAUGAUCUCUUUGAUAAACCACAGGCCUUGGUUGUCAGUGAUGUCUGACUUGUUCAUUUUUGACUGUCUACAGUUUUAUACCAUUUAUUACCUCUGUUUAUUUUUUAAAUGACGCUAACUUUCCAGCCAUAUCAGUAAAAAGGUGAUAAGCAUUUAUUUUCGUAUUUAAAUAUGCUUUAUAUCUCGACUUUACUCCCCGCAAAUUUUCUGAGUGGAUCCCUAAUUAGGUCAUCCCGCUAAGAAAUUUCGCACCUAGUAAAGUAGAGAUAUAGAGCGAAUAUUACUAUGAAAUGAAAGCCAGUAACUUUCUUCCUAAUAUGGCUGGAAAGUGAGCGGAAUAAAAAAUAAUUAUACAAGUAAUACCGGGUAUAAAACGACGAAAAUUACCGGCCUCGGCAUGGACGUAGCCAUCUUGUUUGUCACGUGAUUUUCCCCUCUGACCAGUGUAUUAUUUUUUUAAAUUUAUAUUUUUGUUGUUCAUCUCUCAUUUUGAGAGUAUACUUGGAUUAAUUGUUUGUAGAAAAUAAUACAAACAAUCCAUUCUACAGUAAUUUUACCUGAUAUUUUCAUUUUGUAUUUACAGUUGCCCAUAAUUGUGUCAUGUUUACAUUAUGCAUAUUUGUGUUUGCUAGUGUAUAAGUUAUUACCACCGAAUAAUUGAUUUUUGUUAGAAAUUAAGUUAAGCCAUUGCUAUGUAAGAUUUAUUUUAUGUUUAUUGUAAUUAUGCCCCCCUUCGAAGAAGAGGGGGUAUAUUGCUUUGCACAUGUCAGGUCGGGUCUGUCGGUAUGUCGGUUGGUCCACCAGGUGGUUUCCGGAUGAUAACUCAAGAACGCUUGGGGCUAGGAUCAUGAAACUUCAUAGGUACAUUGAUCAUGACUCGCAGAUGACCCCUAUUGAUUUUGAGGUCACUAGGUCAAAGGUCAGGGUCACAGUGACCCGAAAUAGUAAAAUGGUUUCCGGAUGAUAACUCAAGAACGCUUAGGCCUAGGAUCAUGAAACUUGAUAGGUGGAUUGAUCAUGACUUGCAGUUGACCCCUAUUGAUUUUCAGGUCACUAGGUCAAAGGUCAAGGUCACAGUGACCCCAAAUAGUAAAAUGGUUUCCGGAUGAUAACUCAAGAACGCUUAGAUCUAGGAUCAUGAAACUUGAUAGGUAGAAUUGAUCAUGACUCUCAGAUUAAUCCUAUUGAUUUUCAGGUCACUAGGUCAAAGGUCAAGGUCACAGUGACCCGAAAUAGUAAAAUGGUUUCUGGAUGAUAACUCAAGAACGCUUAUGCCUAGGAUCAUGAAACUUUGUAGGUAGAUUGAUAAUGAUUGGCAGAUGACCCCUAUUGAUUUUCAGAUCACUAGGUCAAAGGUCAAGGUCACGGUGACCCGAAAUAGUAAAAUGGUUUUCGGAUGAUAACUCAAGAACGCUUAUUCCUAGGAUCAUGAAACUUGAUAGGUAGAUUGAUCAUGACUCGCAGGUGACCCCUAUUGAUUUUCAGGUCACUAGGUCAAAGGUCAAGGUCACCGUGACCCGAAAUAGUAAAAUGGUUUCCGGAUGAUAACUCAAGAACGCUUAUGGCUAGGAUCAUGAAACUUCAUAGGUACAUUGAUCAUGACUGUGAGAUGACAUCUAUUGAUUUUCAGGUCACUAGGUCAAAGGUCAAGGUCACAGUGACAAAAAAACAUAUUCACACAAUGGCUGUCACUACAACGGAGAGCCCAUAUGGAGGGCAUGCAUGUUUUACAAACAGCCCUUGUUAUUUAAGUGUUUUAAAUGUGAAUUUUUGUGAGUGCAUAAAGUUACAUAGUUCCUUACAGUAAUUUACUCAUUUGCAAGAAAUCUAAACGAGAACUUGGCUAUUUUGUUGACUUAACAAAUACCCUAUGUUUAGAAGUAGAAUACAUUGCAUUGUUUACAAAAACUAUCAUUGCCGUAUAACAUUACUUUUGACUGUAUAUCUGUAUAUAUGGUAUGAUUGAAUUUCGUUUUGUUGAAUUUCUAAUACCUCAGUUGCUUGAAACAUUCAACAAUUUUGUCAGAUGAUUUAAACAUGUGGUUUAAUUUAUGUAAAGUGCAUGUGUAUAUAAUUUUUAAAAACAUGCAUGACACGAUUUCUGAGCUUUAAAAAUAAAUUGUAUUGAAAAUCAUGAAAA